UCUCAAUCAAUCAUGACUACGGCUCUCAUCUUCGGUCCCACAGGCGCAGUGGGCUCUCAAAUCCUAGACACGCUGCUUUCGUCUCCUUCUCGCAUGUCCCUCACAACCAUCUCGCGACGCGCCUNNCCACAGACACAAACUCAACAUUCAAACUUCCAACCUAUAGUGGAGGCCGACACUGCGAAAUGGGGUCCUCUGAUCGCUACACUGUCGCCAACUCCUUCGGUAGUCUUCAAUGCAGUCGGCACCACCUACGCCAGCGCCGGAUCCGUUGCCGCACAAUGGGCAAUCGACCACGAUCUAUGUGUCGAAAACGCAAAAGCCGCAAAGACUGCCGGCGUAAAGACAUAUGUGUAUUGCUCGAGCGCAGGGACCAGCGGCUCACUAAGUCCAUUCGCGCUCACACCGUAUGCGAGAAUGAAGAGGGGUGUGGAGAAUGCCAUCAAAGAACUUGACUUUGACAAUGCGAUUAUUCUGCGACCUGGGAUGAUUCUGGGAAGAGAGAGUCCGAAGAACAAGUGGCUUGAGGAUAUAUUCGACGGGUUCAAGAAGAUCUCGCAGGGCUUUCAGGAUAAAUGGGCACAAGAUCAGAGCAUCAUUGGAAGGGCGGCAGUAGCUGCUGUCAAGACAGUAGAAGACGGCAAGGCUCCAGAAAAGUUUUGGGUAUUAGAACAAGCAGACAUUGUAAGGCUAGGAAGGGACGAGUGGAAAGACUAA
Aureobasidium uvarum is the source of this 717-nucleotide messenger RNA. The record is from the annotation of a GenBank genome assembly. NCBI's taxonomy places the organism in Eukaryota, Fungi, Ascomycota, Dothideomycetes, Dothideales, Saccotheciaceae.